This is a messenger RNA of Thyridium curvatum, 1098 nucleotides long. RefSeq lists its product as uncharacterized. Bases 1 to 1098 code for a protein of 365 amino acids. The record is from RefSeq and is a predicted model, not a curated record. NCBI's taxonomy places the organism in Eukaryota, Fungi, Ascomycota, Sordariomycetes, Thyridiales, Thyridiaceae. Gene Ontology annotation, molecular function: zinc ion binding; L-iditol 2-dehydrogenase (NAD+) activity. The transcript has 2 exons. Gene Ontology annotation, biological process: D-sorbitol catabolic process.
AUGGCCGAAGUAAACCGCGCUUUCGUCCUCCAGUCCAUCAAGAAUGUCUCAUUCGAAGAUCGCAAGGUACCGCGGCUGCGCGACGAGCACGAUGUGCGCAUCCACGUCGAGCAGACGGGCAUCUGCGGCAGCGACGUGCACUACUGGCAGCGCGGGCGCAUCGGCGACUUCAUCCUCGAGAGCCCCAUCGUCCUCGGACACGAGAGCGCCGGCACCGUCGUCGAGGUUGGCGCCAAGGUAAAGAACGUCGAGGUCGGCGACCGCGUCGCCAUCGAGCCCGGCGUGCCCUGCCGGAGGUGCGACUUCUGCCGCUCGGGCGCGUACAACCUUUGCGCCGACACGGUAUUUGCGGCGACCCCGCCUCACGAUGGCACGCUGCAGAAGUAUUACACUGUCGCGUCGGACUUCGUCUACCCGAUCCCCGACCACAUGUCGUAUGAGGACGGUGCCCUGGUCGAGCCCGUUGCCGUUGCCGUACAGAUCUGCAAGGUAGCCGAUCUCCGCUCUGGCCAGACGGUCCUUGUCUUUGGCUGUGGCCCGAUCGGUGUUCUGUGCCAGGCCGUUGCCAAGGCCGCGGGUGCUGCCAAGGUCAUUGGAGUUGACAUCUCGGAGUCGAGAGCGCAGUUUGCCUGCGAGUUUGCGGCAGAUGGCGUCUACGUCAACAAGACCAAGGCGCUUGAAGGCACAGAUCCUGUGGAGGCAGCCCGCGCGGUAGGUGAGAAGAUCAUCGCCGAGUUUGGGUUGGGUGAAGGCGCGGACGUCGUUCUCGAAUGCACUGGUGCGGAACAGUGUAUCCAGGCUGGUAUCUUCGCCGCUAAGAAAGGGGGCACCUACGUCCAGGCAGGUAUGGGGAAGGAGAAUGUGGUGUUCCCCAUCACGACAGCGUGCAUCAGGGCGCUGCACGUCAAGGGCUCCAUUCGUUACUCUACCGGAUGUUACCCCCAGGCUGUUCAGCUUAUUGCUAGCGGCAAGGUACAGCCGAGCAAGCUCAUUACGCACCGAUUCAAGUUUGAGCAGGCCGAAGAGGCGUUCGAGUUGGUCAAGCAAGCACAAGAAAAUACGCUCAAGGUAGUCAUUGAAGGAGUUCAAAAGCGAUAG